AUGGAGAACCGACGUUUCCCAGAGAACUGUACAUGUUUUCUGGAGCGCGACCUCGCCAACAAGAUCUUGUCCAAGGCGGAGCAAGCCGAUGUCGUUCACACCAUCCAGAGCUUAUACGAGCCAAGAAUAGGCUUCCGUACCAUCCAAAAGAUGGUCAAUGGAGUUCCUCCUGAUGGCCGAAUGCGCACCUGGGGAGCCUUCAGCGCCUAUCGCAUCGCCUGUUUCCCCAGACACACGGCACCAUUUUCUCAAGACUCCUUGUCGAAAAGCCAUCAACUGUGGGCGUUGUACCAAGACUUAUGGAAGCGAAGUCCAACCUGUUUAACGCUUAUGUUACUGUUGGAUCGGCUGCCGCCGCAAAUUCAAGUAACAAAGAUUGUAUGCUUUGGUCUCGGCGCGCUCUUGCCUAAUGUCUGUCGGACGUGUCAGGACUGCCAGCGUAGUCCUGAUUGCCAGGCACACAGGUCAAUAAGGUCGAGGACUUUUACACAACAUGCCGCUGCUGUCAGCAUGAUGCAAAAGUUGCGCCAGCAAACUCCUCACCUAGAAUUCUACUCGCAGGAACCAGAAUAUUCUCCAGAAUGCAGAGUUAUUUUGAACCAAAUGGGCAUCCGUGUUCUCGAUGGACACAGAGGUUUCCUCGAAGUUGACGACAAGACACUUGUUUUUUCGAUCAAACCGGCAGUUCCCGUCAAGCAAAUCAUCACCGAGUUGGCAAGGCCAGCGAUGAUAAUCUGGGAUGCUAUGGGUGGUGACGAGAAAAACGAUGAUGAAAGGAACCCAGACAAGUGGCAGUUGUGGACUCAAAAUAGUAAGCGAUUGUGGCACAGUCCCUUUGGAGUCGACCCUGAUUCAUCACGGACGAGGAAAAUGUUGGGCGAGGAAUACAUCGAGUGUCCGUUUCUCGGAGACAGGUUGAACUUUGGACAGCUUGAUAUCCAUAUACGACGGUCAGCCAGAGCAAUACUAGGUGGAAGUGCUCCCCAGACGCCCUCCUCUGAGGUUUCAUCUGCUCUAUAUUGA
Messenger RNA from Colletotrichum paranaense, 1023 nucleotides. RefSeq lists its product as uncharacterized. Bases 1 to 1023 code for a protein of 340 amino acids. The transcript is spliced from 3 exons. NCBI's taxonomy places the organism in Eukaryota, Fungi, Ascomycota, Sordariomycetes, Glomerellales, Glomerellaceae. The record is from RefSeq and is a predicted model, not a curated record.